Messenger RNA from Ctenocephalides felis (cat flea), 2504 nucleotides. RefSeq names its product battenin-like. Gene Ontology annotation, biological process: lysosome organization; regulation of intracellular pH. The record is from RefSeq and is a predicted model, not a curated record. Gene Ontology annotation, cellular component: lysosome; membrane. Bases 673 to 1950 code for a protein of 425 amino acids. The transcript has 3 exons. NCBI's taxonomy places the organism in Eukaryota, Metazoa, Arthropoda, Insecta, Siphonaptera, Pulicidae.
UUAGAAUCUAGAUAACCUAUGUAUAAAAUAAAAUAUUAUAAAAAACGUGUUAUUAAUAAAAACUUUCAAAGUAUUAAAUUACAAGUAAAUUAGUAAAAGUUAUAGAUAAUUAAUUUAUCUAAAAAGUAUCUGAAUGUAUGUUGUAGAUAAUUUAAAAUAUUAAAAAAUGUCUUGGCACUAAAUUGAGACGAGACAAAUAUUAAAUUGGAAUUGGAAGGAAUUAUAGUGUCAAGUUGUGUCAGAGACGACGUGGGGAAUUUUAAGGCUCGAAAAAAUAAGAUCUUCCACUUGGACCAAGGUUUAAAUAGUAUUAAGUAAGAUAAACAAGACUGAUCCAGUAAAUAUGGAAAUAGGAGCUAGGAUUUAGCUAAAAAUGACCAAAAGACUGAUCUUGGUGCAUAUUAAGAAGAAGAUAAUGAGUUGGAUUUAGAUUGUUGGAGAAGCGUAGUGAACUUAGAAUAGUUUGUGCUGAAUUACAAUUUAUUGAAACAUUAUUUGGACUAGCAGAAAUCUACAUUCAGGACAUCAUACAUUGGUUAAAUUUUAACCAGACUUGAAGUGUGGUCUUGUUUACAAUAUUUAAAGUAUCUUCGAUUUUUGGUGGAGAACCUCUGCUCCAUAAAUUAAAUUAACCUGUAAGCAUACAUCUGUGAUUUUUACUUGAUUUUUAAAAUGAUGACUCCAACGAAAAAUCCAGAAUCGCCUCACGAAUCCACUCCUUUAAAAGACAGAGGCCUCUGGCGGGACCUGGUGGCCUACUGGAUCCUUGGAUUAUGCAACAACUAUGGAUAUGUAGUUAUGUUAAGUGCCGCUCACGAUAUCCUCAAAGCAGCUGAUGAAAGUCACCAUCCAUCCAACAAUAGUACAAUAUCAAAUUCCACAAUCGUAGACCCCACUAAACGUGAAUGCAAUGAGUUGUCCACUGGUGCUAUUUUAUUAGCAGAUAUCCUUCCAGCAUUGAUCAUAAAAUUUACAGCGCCUUUUCUACCGUUUUUUGUCCACGUCAGGAUUUUAAUAUGUUGCCUGGCUGCUGCAGCAGGUUUUAUACUAGUUGCUUUCUCUCAAGGGAACUGGUUAGCAAUUUUAGGUGUGAUAGCAACAUCUUUUAGUUCUGGUCUUGGCGAAGUGACAUUUUUAGCGCAUUCGUCAAGGUAUAAUAAGAAUGUUAUAAGUACUUGGUCUUCAGGAACAGGAGGAGCUGGUAUUGUUGGAGCUGUCUCUUACGCUGGUUUAACAGGAUUAGGAUUAGAUCCUGUGACAACUUUACUGGUGAUGUUGGUAGUUCCAGUUUUAGAAGGGCUUACUUUCUGGGUGCUUUUGCGUAAACCCCACGAGGAAGAUCAGCCAGUGCAAACGGCUACUGGCAUGAGCGUUUAUGGUUCAUCAGCUGCUACAUUUGGAGAUAAUGAGCAGAACCAGAAAGCUUUUGGUGAUUUGAAAAGCAAAUUUAAAGCUAUUCCUCCAUUGUUCAAAUAUAUGAUACCUCUACUUUUGGUGUAUUUGUUGGAGUACUUUAUCAAUCAAGGUUUGUUUGAGUUGCUAUACUUCGAAGGUGCCUUUUUGGAUAAAGAUGAACAAUACCGUUGGCUACAAGUUGACUAUCAAAUCGGUGUGUUUAUAUCCAGAAGCUCCGUCAACUUGUUACAAUUGAAACAAGUAUGGAUCAUGUCGGUGUUCCAAUUCAUCAACGUUUUGGUGCUUCUAUUCCAAGUUUUGUAUGGGUACAUCCCUAAUAUCUGGAUUGUUUUUGCCAUCGUUUUAUGGGAAGGACUUUUAGGAGGCGGUGCUUAUGUCAACACCUUCUACAGGAUGAGCCAUGAGAUUCCAAUGGAAAAACAGAAGUUCUCCAUGUCAAUCACUGCUAUUGCUGAUAGUCUGGGAAUAGCCUUGGCUGGAUGGAUAGCUAUGCCAACACAUAAUGCCUUGUGUGCUUUGCCCAAACCAACUUAAGUGAAUAAAAUUUGACCAAAUCCAACAUUAGGUGGAUGAAAUUAAAGUUUAGUUGUUUGCGAGUGCAAGUGUAGAUAAUUGAACCAGUGAAAUAGUUUUUAACGUAAAAUUUCGAUCAGAAAAUUAUACAUUUUAAGGAACAUUGUGGAUUAAUAAAAACCUUAGACUUAAAUUAAAUAACCAAACUUAUCAAACUAAUAUAUUCCUUUCAUUUAAAUUUAAAUCGAAACCGAUCAUGUAGAAUGCGAAAUUAUUUUGUAUUGAUCAUCCCAGUGUAAUAUUAGUACAAAUUUUUUAAUAAUAUUCAUUACAACAAGUAUUUUUCUUCCAAGCCAAAAUCAUGGUUCAGUCAGGUUUUGUAAAUGAUGCCAAAUUCAAUGUUGAUCAUACCAAAAACAUUGAGACAAUAAAAUAAAAUAGUAUAUAUAAUAACAUAAGUGAAAUUUGUACUUAAAAAUGUUUUUUUAAUAAAUAUUGUGUACAAAGGCUGGUCCAAAGUGAAAACUCAUCCAUGUUUAAGUUGGAGUGGACUAUGAAUAUACCUGUAGUUAAUU